This is a messenger RNA of Cebus imitator (Panamanian white-faced capuchin), 2322 nucleotides long. RefSeq names its product GPN-loop GTPase 1 (gene GPN1). Lineage: Eukaryota; Metazoa; Chordata; Mammalia; Primates; Cebidae. The transcript has 12 exons. Gene Ontology annotation, molecular function: ATP hydrolysis activity; GTPase activity. The record is from RefSeq and is a predicted model, not a curated record. Bases 48 to 998 code for a protein of 316 amino acids.
UAGCCACGCAGUGUCUCUAUGGUCGGGUAGGCGGGGCUAGGAGGAAGAUGGCGGCGCCCGCAGCUGCAGCUGAGCCCCUGGCUUCUGGGGGUCCGCGGCCCCCAGUGUGUCUGUUGGUGUUGGGAAUGGCGGGAUCCGGGAAAACCACCUUUGUACAGAGGCUCACAGGACACCUGCAUACCCAAGGCACUCCACCUUAUGUGAUCAACCUGGAUCCGGCAGUACAUGAAGUUCCCUUUCCUGCCAAUAUUGAUAUUCGUGACACUGUGAAGUAUAAAGAAGUCAUGAAACAAUAUGGACUUGGGCCCAACGGCGGCAUAGUGACCUCACUCAAUCUCUUUGCUACCAGAUUUGAUCAGGUGAUGCAAUUUAUUGAGAAGGCCCAGAAUGUGUCUAACAUCUUAUACAAAACCAAGCUGCCUUUCAUUGUGGUCAUGAAUAAAACUGACAUCAUUGACCACAGCUUUGCAGUGGAAUGGAUGCAGGAUUUUGAGGCUUUCCAAGAUGCCUUGAAUCAAGAGACUACAUACGUCAGCAACCUGACUCGUUCAAUGAGCCUGGUGCUAGAUGAGUUUUAUAGCUCGCUCAGGGUGGUGGGUGUCUCUGCUGUUCUGGGUACUGGAUUAGAUGAACUCUUUGUGCAAGUCACCAGUGCUGCUGAAGAGUAUGAAAGGGAGUAUCGGCCUGAAUAUGAACGUCUGAAAAAAUCACUGGCAAAUGCAGAAAGCCAACAUCAGAGAGAACAACUAGAACGCCUUCGAAAAGAUAUGGGUUCUGUAGCCUUGGACGCAGGGACUACCAAAGACAGCUUAUCUCCUGUGCUGGACCCUUCUGAAUUGAUCCUGACUCGUGGAACCUUGGAUGAAGAGGAUGAGGAAGCAGACAGUGAUACUGAUGACAUUGAUCAUAGAGUUACAGAGGAAAGCCAUGAAGAGCCAGCAUUCCAGAAUUUUAUGCAAGAAUCGAUGGCACAAUACUGGAAAAGAAACAACAAAUAGGACACCCUAGAACACUUCACUUGUUGCUAGAAGUCCAGAAUUUUGGACCUCUGUGUGAAAGAACUAUCCUUACCUCUGACUGGGGGCUACCAUAAGGGACAAUUUUCUUCAGGGUAGCAGAGUUUCUCUUAUUAGAGAAAUCUUGUGACUCAGAUGAAGUCAGGGCGAGAAGACCCUUGGACCUGGCAGGUUAAUGCUGAUUAUUCCUUGGCCCUUCCCCUGUAUUUAUGCAAGGAAGGAUAUACUGAGCUCAUAUUCUUCCAGCCCUACAACUUCAGGUUUUAUCAUUUGAACUCAAGUACUUUGGCUGCUGAGGAAUGGAAUCAAAAGAACAUAGUCUCUUGGUGACCACUUCAGAUCUCUUUUAGGCUGGGUAUAUAGCCUCUACUCGCCCCUCCCCUCCCCCCCCAGCUUCAUGCCCUUGACCCUGCACCAUGAGUUGCCCUCCUAUUAGUAGCCAGGGAAAAGGGAAACAUGAGUUUGUCCAGAACAGCGCCAGAGUAUUCUUGGCAAUCCACCAACGUUGGUAUGAAAUAUGCCUCACACUGUAUAGCUCAUUAUAGGACGCCAGGUUUGUUGAAGAAAGUGGGCAAGACAUGAUUGAUGAAUCAGAAUCCUAUUUCAGUGGUGACUUGGAUAAAGAGUGUUUAAUUUUAACUUUGUUGUAAGACUACUUGUCAUGAUUUCAAAUUAGAAAAUUAUGUAAUUGUGAAUAGAUUCACUUCUGUUCAACAGAGGCUUAAGGCCAUAUGUCCAAAGUUGUCUCAAUAAGGAGGUGAUAUUUUACUAAAGUUUCCCGUGUGCCCAUACUGAGUAAAUACAGAGCUAGGCCCAGAUUGUAUUGUACUCUGAACUUAAUGCAAAGUCUCCUUGGUGAUUUACACAAAGGCCAUGGAUUUAGGUUAGAGGCACAUUUCAUACAUAACAGCCAUUAUAAAGGUUUGCCUUGCCUCCACAUUUUACAGUAUCUUAAAACAGUACAUUUCUUUCAGGGAAUUCUAUCUCUGUGAUUCAGUACUCCAACUUAUUGGUUCUCACAGUAUGGACUAUGAGCAUCAGCAUCACCUGGGGAAUUGUUCAGCUUGCCUCUUAAAACCUGUGAACUCAGAAACCUUGGUGGGGGGCGGGGGGCGGCUAGCAGUCUGUUCUAGUAAGGCUUCCAUGUGAUUCUGGUGCAUAGUAGCCUAUGACAUAAUUCAAGACCAGGUGACUCUCAGAUACUAAUCCUCACAUCAUUUGUCUUCUCAAAUUACCCUAGUCUUGCCCAUCUGGUGCCUGUUCUGCAAUUUAACAUUCUGCAGCAAUAAAAGUGUUUUAUUAUGAA